AUGCCUUCGAAGGUUGACCAAAACUCGAUCCGCCGCCGAGGCGCGGGUCUCAUCGCUUCCGAUCCAGACAAGGUCUCGCCCGGCUAUGUCCUCGUGGCACCCCUCACAAGCAAACAGGUCCACCUCAUCGACACGAAAGGCGACACUGCCCACACAUGGACCUUCCCGUGGCGCAACGGCCGACACGCCCGUCUUCUGCCCAACGGCAAGCUUGCCGUCAACAGCAUCGACCCUGAGACGCCGCGACCGUUCUGGUUCUUCAACAAGUACGGCGGUGGAAUCAUGAGCGAGGUGGAACCAGCAACUGGCAAAAUUGUACGCCAGCACCGUGAUCCGCUCCAGCACCACGAUGCACACCACUACGGCGAUGGAUCUGGCAAGAUCCUGUACACCACCCUGGAGAAGCUCAACGAGAACGACUCGCUCCAAGUCCAAGGCGGACAUCCAGGCACCGAAGCUCCCGACGGAGCUGUCUACGCAGACGUCAUCAAGGAGGUCGAUGCCAGCGGCAACACCAUCUUCGAGUGGAAAGCCUCGCAACAUCUCGACCGGUCCACGUUCCCCCUGCAAAGCCCUUACCCACGCGAGCACUGGCCGUUGAUCAACUCGGUCCAGCCGCUGUCGGACGGCAACAUUCUGGCAUCUCUGCGAUCCGUUUCCGCUGUGAUUAUCAUUUCUCGAAACGACGGCUCAAUCCUAUGGCACCUCGACUCCAAGGUGGUGGCACAACAGCAUUGCGCCAACGAGCUGCCUGGAAGCGGCAACAUCUUGAUCUUUGACAAUGGCGCCUUCCGUUACGGCGAAUCGUUCCAGUACAGUCGCGCUCUUGAAGUCGACAGGUCGACCAAGGAGAUCGUGUGGCAGUGGACGGACCCUUCCAAGGAGAGGUUCUUCACGCCUUUCAUGGGAGGAGCGCAGCGUCUCGCUUCGCCGGCUGCCGCUGGCGCCGCGCACGGACGAGGGAACACGCUCUUGACAGAAAGUGCUUUCGGCCGCAUCGUCGAGAUCGACGACGAAGACAACGUCUGCUGGGAGUGGAUCAACCCGCACUUUGCAAAGUACGACGAGGAGCACGUGGCUCGCGUCUUUCCCUCCGAGUCCAACGCCCUGUUCCGCGCAUACAAAUACGCUCCCGAGCUGUUCCCUUGGUUGCAGGAUACAUCAAAACCCGCAAACGGAUGCUUGGUAGCAUAG
Messenger RNA from Sporisorium graminicola, 1194 nucleotides. RefSeq lists its product as uncharacterized. Bases 1 to 1194 code for a protein of 397 amino acids. The transcript has 2 exons. The record is from RefSeq and is a predicted model, not a curated record. NCBI's taxonomy places the organism in Eukaryota, Fungi, Basidiomycota, Ustilaginomycetes, Ustilaginales, Ustilaginaceae.